AUGGCAUCCGUUUUGAACGUGGUGACAUACGCCGCGCCGCCGCUCAUCAGCUUGAAGCCUGCAUAUGGCCCUGUCAAGCACGUCUUUCUCAUCGGGAAUUGUGGCUACACCCAUCUCCCGAUGCUGCGUUUGCCCAUCAAGGACAUCGAAGCCAUUGAGGAGAAAAUGGGCGAGCUUGCUCGAGUCGAGAUCUCGAAAUUGACAGAUGCCACGCGAGAUGAAAUGGCCGCCCUCCUUAAGAAUCCGCUUGGAGCCGGGGACGUAUUCUUUGCAUUCGCAGGGCAUAUGGCGUGGUGUGAUGGAGAUCCGCUGCUCCUGGGCGUAGAUGCUGUAGGUGACACCGAGGGUGUCUCACUGAGCCAGCUUCUAGGAUGGCUUGCGCCGACUUAUGGCCAGAAACGCAGGGCCGACAUCGUGCUGGCAGGGUGCUUAACACAAACGAGCACCGGCAUUCCGCCCGAGAUCAAGUAUCCGAGGAAAGGCGGGUUCGUGAUCUUAUUCCCGAGCGGUUUCGGACAGGUGGCGCUGGAGCCAGAGCACGGAGAGAAGAGUUUCUUCGUGCAGGGUCUGCUGCCGCACUUGGGCAAGGACUUGUUCUACGCCGCCCCAACCAUUGCCGCUGCAGUAACAAAGCAGUGCGGUCGUCAAACGCCCUGGGUCCAGAGCAAUACACGGUCUCCUGAGAAGGAAGUAUCAAGUUUGGACGAUUUGCGCACGGAGCUGCGCAAAGUUCACAUGAGCUCUGCAUGUGACACAGGCCCUCUUCGCGUGCAAUCUAAAGUUUUUGAUGAGCUGCUGAACAACGAGCGCCACGCGGUGAAAGAGGCCAUCAGCAAGAAGCAAGAGGCGGAAGCACUCAUUUCCCACAAUUUCCCAAACACGCCGCAGCUGUGCAUCACAGAUCCAUACGCAGAUCAGCCGACAAGGAUCAGGAUCGACAAGAUCAGCAACCAACAAGUUAUGGAGCCCAGCAUGCUGGUCAUUAGCCACACUGCGGGCCUAGACCUGUCGGACGUCAUCUACGAGUUCCGGCAGAGUGGUAUAAUUCAACACGUUGUCAUCACACGAAAGGGAGAGCUUCUUCAGUUCGUGCGAUUGCUCGAGCGGGCUUGGCAUGCAGGAGUUGCGUUUUGGGGCCCGUUGGGAGCCGCGGGAGACAUCAGGGAGCACAAGAAGGUACACGACGUGAACAGCCACUCCAUCGGCAUUUCCUUGGAGGGUGACGGGUGA
Messenger RNA from Symbiodinium natans, 1230 nucleotides. Lineage: Eukaryota; Dinophyceae; Suessiales; Symbiodiniaceae. The record is from the annotation of a GenBank genome assembly.